AUGGGCUUGGUAUUAACACUUAAGGUAGCUAAUUUUGCCAUCGCAGUCCACCUCUUCGCGACAUACGUCGGGCGUCCAUCACAUAUGAGCGGCCCGUCGAUGCUCCCUACCCUCGCUGACAGCGGAGAAAUGGUCAUCGAGGAGUUCCUCACGUAUCGAUUCUUCCCAGAGAAGCUCCAGCGUGGCGACCUCAUCACCGUAGAGUCUCCUAUCGAACGCGGGCGCGUCAUCUGUAAACGUCUCAUUGGGCUGCCUGGUGACAUCGUCUGCGUGGACCCGACAGGCCAGAUGGCCCCUUCCACCGAGCACGUCAUCAUUCCGAAAGGCCACAUAUGGAUAAGCGGCGACAACGCAGCGGCCUCGCGCGAUUCUCGAAUGUAUGGGCCUGUUCCUAUGGGUCUCAUCCGAGGACGGCUGUAUGCGAGGAUCUGGCCUCCGACGGCCUUCACGAUUUUCCGCAAUCCAACAACUUUUCUAGAAUAG
Cyclocybe aegerita is the source of this 483-nucleotide messenger RNA. NCBI's taxonomy places the organism in Eukaryota, Fungi, Basidiomycota, Agaricomycetes, Agaricales, Hemipholiotaceae. The record is from the annotation of a GenBank genome assembly.